Camellia sinensis is the source of this 1073-nucleotide messenger RNA. The record is from RefSeq and is a predicted model, not a curated record. Lineage: Eukaryota; Viridiplantae; Streptophyta; Magnoliopsida; Ericales; Theaceae.
AAUAAAAAAAACCUCUAAAAACACACACUAACACACACACAAACUCUCUCUCUCUCACAGUCACAAUUUCAACGCAUAGUGAUAAGGGGAGUGAUGGUUAAGAUAGCAUCAUCAUCUAUGGCGAAGUUGAGCAUUCAUGAGUUGUGUGUCCUAAUAAUAAUAACAAGCUUUGCAAGUAUUGUCAUAUCCACCACCACUGAGUCCGUGAAACCCACAAAGAAAUCGGCUUUGUUCGUGUUCGGAGACUCGCUAUUCGAUCCAGGAAACAACCAGUACAUCAAUGGAAGCAAACCAGGUGCUUCCAGUUAUUACCCAUAUGGGCAAACCUUCUUCAAUCAUCCCACUGGUCGACUCAGCGAUGGUCGUAUUGUCCCUGAUUUCAUCGCACUGUUUGCAAAGCUGCCUAUGUUGACACCAUACCUGCAACCUGGUGGUGAGCACGAUUUUACAGCCGGGACCAACUUUGCAUCAGCCGGUGCUUGUGCUCUUGAAGCACCUCAUCCUCAAAUGGCAGCCAUAGAUCUGAAUGAGCAAUUAAGCUAUUUUAAGAAGGUGGAGGAGUGGUUGAAGCAAAAGUUAGGAAAUGAAGAGGCCAAGAAAUUGCUAAAGAAAGCAGUUUACUUGUUCAGCAUUGGAGGCAAUGAUUACUUCACCCUUUCUUCAUCAUAUCCCAACAUAACUCUUUCCUCCCAGAAAGAGUAUGUUGGGAUGGUGAUUGGCAACUUAACAAAUGUUCUCCAAGUAAGACUCAUGUUCAUUUCUCUAUUGAUUGAUCAAUACAUUUCUACAAUUGUCUUGAGUUCAUCAAUUUUAGGGAAAAGAACAAUACAUGGUAGAAGAUCAAUUUUUUUUUAUUUUUUGUAAAACAUGAGGUGUGCAACUCCUUGUGUAGUGGGAUGUAACUCAAAAGGUGUGGGGUCCGUCUAAUAUUUUUUGUUAUCUAUGUCACUGACAUGUAAUUGCUCCUUAAUUUUAAGGUACUAAUGAAAAAUUUACAAUAAUCAGUGUUAGAAUGGUUUCUGGAAAAAUCUGGGAAUAAAAAUAGAAUUUUUCUAAACUUUGGUCUAAUUUUU